AUCUUUAAUUCCCAGUUGAUGACGGUGCUCGUUGGCGGGCGGACGAACAAAAGUAUGCGGAGCAGCUGAUCGCACAGAAACGAAAGAGAAGACAAUAUUGUGAGGAAGCUAACAACAUAUGAAUAGUGUAACUAAGAGCGUGAAAGCGAGAGCAUACGAAACGUGUCAGUUUAAUAAAGUCGCUAUGAGAAACAUUUUGGUUCAUAAAGCAAAUGUAAUAAUUGUUGUGCUGUGUUGUCAUUCUUCGUAUUGCUGUAAUUGUGUUAUUGUUAAAUGGUAAAAGUAGCACAGUGACACACUUAAAUAGGAUGGGGAAGAAAGCGGGAGUGGCAGGAAGAGACAACUAUAAAUAGACCCCAAGACUGAAAGCGCUAACAUACAAAUAAGAAAGAAAGCGAUGAAGAACGCAUCCAAUACAUACAUAUGUAUAAGUAUAUGUAUGUAAAUGAACGCGUACAUAUGUGUACACAGGCAUAAAAGCACAACAUCUGAUAUAAACAAUAAGUUGGCAAGUGGCCAGUCGGCAAGUGACAAGAAGAUAACGGAGAGGGAGACACGGAAGAUUGCUACAGUUGUUGCUGUUCCCUCGCCAUCAUCCAAUAGACAUCCAACAGGUGAAAGAAUCAGCAGCUGUAGCAGCAGGGUUUUAUGAGCAAAAACUGUCAACGUUGAUUCAACCAAGAGCAAUGUCAAAGUGUCAACAACAACAGCAGCAGCAGCAGUUUUUUGAGUUUGAAUCCGAGCAUGAAGAUCAGGGAAAGGAAAAGUAUGAUCCCCUUGAAAAUCUUCUUAGUCUUCAGUUACGCAAGCCUGCCCACUGGAAUUUGGAAUUAAACACUUCACGCAGUUGCAGCAACAUUGCACUUCCUCGAAUUUUGUUGUAUGAUCACAAAGGGGUGCUUAUUUUGGAAGCGGAUGGACAAGAAGAACAAACGUAUCGGCCAACUACCGUCUCAAAUCGGCGGAAACUUUUCACAUCAUCUAAUCUGACUCAUAUUUCACAUGAGGUACGAUUGGCUAAUGAGUUUCAUGAUCUGUGCAUUGGGGAGGCGACGCCCAGCAGCAAACUCACGCCCAUACAGCAGCUGACGGAAAGCUGCAUUGAUUUCAGCACACAUGAGCUACCCGAUUGGCAGGCACACGACGCGAUCAGCUCACGGCGCUCCAGCUCAUUGCGCGGGGUGCGCUUUAAGGAUAAGGAACAGCGGCAGAAGCAUUCGCAGCAACGGUUGCUGGACUAUCCAACACCACCAUCUACUUCAACGAUGACCAUGACUGCUAAUUCGUCAUCGUCAGGUCCACAGGAGAAGCGUAGAUAUCGACGCACGCAGAGCUAUGGCCAGCACUCGAUAUUGGAACGCAUAAGUAUGUCGCGUGGACGCUUUUCCUCGCCAGAGUAUGCCACAGAACAGACUCUAGAGCAUGCGCCGCAAUACUUUUUACGAACUAGCAAAGCCGGCACACUUGUUAUUAAGGAUGAAAGUUUUAAUCGUGGACGGCAACGCCGUCGCCGAUACAGGGACUCUUCCAGCGAGAAUGUGCUGAUCCAUCAGGAAAGGAGCCCUUCGGAAAGCGGGGCUCAGGUGUCGGCGCGACAGCAUCUUCUGCAACGCGGUCGAGAGCAGCUGUAUUCUACUUCGGAAGACGAGGCGCAAGUCCGGAUCACAACGCAAUCGCGUAGUCGGCGUAAUCAACGCCACUGUUGCAAGGAUGUCACCACGGCAAAGCUUAUGACUGUCGAUCCUGGUAAUUGUGUGUAUCGAGCAUCGAUCGGCGCAAUAGCUCGAUAAUCACAUUGGCACUAACCACAUAUUUCCUUGCAUUGAGCAAGUAAGAAGAUACAAGCAAAUAUACAAACAUUUUUGUUGUAAAUGUUUGUGAUCGCGCAAUUCCUAUGAAAAUAAAAAAUUAAUGAAUAAAUGAACUACAAUACAUGGAUAAAAA
This is a messenger RNA of Drosophila innubila, 1944 nucleotides long. RefSeq lists its product as uncharacterized. The record is from RefSeq and is a predicted model, not a curated record. NCBI's taxonomy places the organism in Eukaryota, Metazoa, Arthropoda, Insecta, Diptera, Drosophilidae. Bases 687 to 1790 code for a protein of 367 amino acids. The transcript has 2 exons.